Messenger RNA from Ictidomys tridecemlineatus (thirteen-lined ground squirrel), 4688 nucleotides. RefSeq names its product Smad nuclear interacting protein 1 (gene Snip1). NCBI's taxonomy places the organism in Eukaryota, Metazoa, Chordata, Mammalia, Rodentia, Sciuridae. Gene Ontology annotation, molecular function: protein binding. The record is from RefSeq and is a predicted model, not a curated record.
AAUUCGUCAUUUCCUUCGGGGAGAAGAGCUUAACGGACCUGUUUUUUCUUUCGCUCAACCAAACUCGCAGAAUGAAGGAGGUGAAGAGCGAGAGGGAGCGAGGAAGCCGGCGAAGGCACCGGGAUGGGGACGUGGUGGCGGCAGCGACGGUGGUGGUGAAGCAGGAGCGCCUCAGCCCGGAAGCCGCGCCUCCAAUCCACCGCCGUUCGGACUUCUCCGGCGGCAGCCCGUCCCCACCGCCCGGCGAGGCCGGCCGCCCCGGCCACCGUGGAAACCGAGCCCGAGGAGUUAGCCGGUCCCCAGCCAAAAAGAAAAACAAGUCUUCAGGGAGAAGAAGCAAGUCUCCUCGGAAUAAGAGAAGCCGAAGUCCUCAUCACUCAACAGUCAAAGUGAAGCAGGAGCGGGAAGAUCAUCCCCGGAGAGGACGGGAGGAUCGACAGCAUCGUGAAUCAUCAGAACAGGAACACAGGAGAGCUAGGAACAGUGACCGAGAUAGACACCGGGGCCAUUCCCGCCAAAGGAGAAGUUCUGAUGAGAGGCCUGGGAGCGGGCAGGCCUCUGGACGGGACCGGGACAGCCAAAGCCUGCAGGCUCAGGAGGAAGAGCGGGAGUUUUAUAAUGCCAGGCGCCGGGAGCAUCGCCAGAAGAAUGAAAUCAGUGGCAGUGCUAAUGAGCCUCAGGAGGUGAUUCCUCGACCUGGUGGCAAUAAUAAAGACAAAGAGGUGCCUGCUAAAGAAAAACCAAGCUUUGAACUUUCUGGUGCACUUCUUGAGGACACCAACACUUUCCGGGGUGUAGUCAUUAAAUACAGUGAGCCCCCAGAAGCUCGUAUCCCCAAAAAACGAUGGCGUCUCUACCCCUUUAAAAAUGAUGAGGUACUUCCAGUCAUGUAUAUCCAUCGACAGAGUGCCUACCUUUUGGGUCGACACCGCCGCAUUGCAGACAUUCCAAUUGAUCAUCCCUCGUGUUCAAAGCAACAUGCAGUCUUUCAGUAUCGGCUUGUGGAAUACACCCGUGCUGAUGGCACAAUUGGCCGAAGGGUGAAGCCCUACAUCAUUGACCUUGGCUCAGGCAAUGGAACCUUCUUGAACAACAAGCGCAUUGAGCCACAGAGAUAUUAUGAACUGAAAGAAAAGGAUGUGCUUAAAUUUGGAUUCAGCAGCAGAGAGUAUGUCUUGCUCCAUGAGUCAUCAGAUACCUCUGAACUAGACAGAAAGGAAGAUGAGGAUGACGAGGAGGAGGAGGAAAUAGUGUCUGACAGCUAGCAAACUUAACCAAACCAUUGAGACAUUUUUUCUUCUUGGAAGACUUUAGGAUUGCCUCAAAGAGCACGGUGGUGCUCUCUGUAAUGCCUUUUAUUGCCUUAAGUCUUUCCUGUGUUGCUGACCAGCUUAUUUUACAGUGUAAGAACACUGACUUAGGUUUUGUUGAACUUUUUUCUGUGGCACAUCAGCCACGUGUCUGUGCCAUUUGUUUUCAGAAGAGUCUCAUCGAUUACAACACGUCGUUUUAGUAGAAGCAUUGUGGCUUUAGUUGGUGCUUUCAGAACUGCUGCCUAGGAAACUAACCCUUAUUUGAAGGGGAGUCAUGGCUUGUUCUCUUUGUAUAGUUACUUUAUUAUUUAUUUAGUUGUUAAGCUUUGUGGACCAGGAGUUUUUGUUUGGGGGCAAACCUCUAAACAGAAUCUUAAUAAGCUUUGGUUGUCACCAAAACAGCCUCCACCAAAGCUUUGACCUGGUUGAGCUCUUGAGUCAUAGAAGUUGAUUUUGCACUUAGCUUUUUUGGGGAGUGGGAGAGGAGGGGGUUUGCCGUGUGACCUCAUUAGUGACUGUUUAACUUAAACAGAUGCUUUAUGGCACCUGCUUAAGUACAUGACUGUACAGGAAGAUCUUGGCUACUACCAACUGGUGCUGAUUUAAUAUCAUGAGAGGCUGAAAUGCAUUGUGGAUCUGUUUCUUAAGAGAAAAGUCCUGAUUUCUUUAUAGAACAUGUAUAUAACAAUUUUGAUCAUCUUGUCUGUUCUAAAGUUUGCCUUUUUGUUCAAAUGUUAUUUCUCCUUUUUUCCCCCUUUGAGUAAUAACACUGUUGCUAAUGUGGCAGGAUCCUUAUUCUAACAACAUGUAUAUAUGUCUAAAGGAGAUUGUGUAGCUUACAUGUUUCUACACAUUUCAUCCUUAAAAAAAUUGUUCAAAGGUUGUAUUUACCAUCCAAGUCUGGAAAUCAAGGGGACUGUCCAGUUUCCAAAUUUUCUACCAGAGGACUAUGUGUAAGUAGGAAAAAAGUCUUUAACUACUUACAUAUAGUUUGUGUGUGUAUGUGUGUAUAUAUGUAUAUACAUAUAUAUACAUAUAUCUAUAUAUAUAUAUAGAUAUACAAAUUGUGUUAAAGAGCUGUGUACCAAUUUUCAUAAGACAAUGUUUUGUGAUAUAAAUGUAAUACCACAUGAUAGGCAAAGGCCUCCCUGCAUUUGAAGAGCAGGUUUUUGUUUAUAUGUAUUUUUGGGAUAAAAAAUAAAAUUUGUAAAUAUAGCCACAUUUCAAAGGGUAAUACUUUCCUAGCAUAGAGGGCUGUGUGUAUAUAGGUAUGUUUGCUGCUGAAGGAGUCUUUGUAUCCAGUGUUUUUAAAAUAAAAAUCGGUAGUCUUGUUGAGUGCCACUGAGAGACCAGGAACUAGUGAAGAGAGGACCUACAUCUGCCCUGGAAUCCAGUCUUCAGAUUACAGUGAGUGAAUAUUGGUUACCUUGAAGCAAUGGUGCUUUUCUGAACUGGCAGUGAAGGGUUUUUGCAUCCUAGAGUAUUCAGAACUUAAGGCAGGUUAGGUGUAAUUGGCCUUUCACACAGUGAAACACCAUCUCUACCAUUUCGUCCUCACGUGGUAGGGGUGCUGGGCAAAAGGAGAUGCAGCUCACUCAGUGCUGCUCUUGACUCUCCUAGGUUGAAACUUAGGCUGCUGUUGAGUUAGAUUCUCUUCUUUUCCACUGUUUUUACAUUAUGGUAUCACAUAUGCAGGUGUACUCAGGGGUAAAGUUUGGCUAGAGCAGGGAGGGGCAGCUCUGACUAGUGUUUAUUCAAAAGAAAUUGAAAGAUUCCCUUUGAAGAGUGACCACUUAAUAAGGCCAAUUAGAUGAAAGGUAAGAUUAAGGAAAACUACAGCAACCAAGGGAAUGACAAUUGCUACUUCACAUCCCAUGUGUUUUACACUGGCCCCUACAAUUGCUACUUAGUGCCGUAUGUCAGGUAAUACAUAUGUGCAUGUCUUAAAAGUAGAUUCUGUUUUGAUUAAUUUUUCUCUUGGGGCUUGAGUUCGAUCCUCAGCACCACAUAAAAAUAAAAGCAUUGUGUUGUGUCCAUCUACACCUAAAAAAUAAAUAUUAAAAAAAAUUUUUUUCCUCUUGACCCAGAUAAGUUUUCUUUCUGGGAUUAGGUAGUAAUCUGAUAAUCUUACUGCAGGGCCCCUUUAUUUGGUGUUUGUUGCUAAAAUUGCUCCUUGGUAGCCUUGAAUUUGGCUUCAAAACACCUUCCUUGUGGGCACUGUGAUAGGCUGCUUUGCCUACAUUAUUUAAAAAGAGGUCCCAAUUAUAUAGUGAACUUCUGCUUUAGUGGAGGAAUAACUUCCUAAAUUAAGGUAUUUUUCCCUUCCUUGCUUAACGUGGUGGCUCAUACCUGAAAAUACCAGUGACUAGGGAGGCUGAGGCAAGAAGUUUGCAAGUUUGAGGACAGCCUCAGCAAUUUUUCAAGGCCCCAAGCAAUUUAGUGAGACCCUCUCAAAAAAGGGGUAGGGAUAUAGCUCAGAGAUAAAGUGUCCCUAGUUUCACUCUCUAUUCCUAAAGAAAAAGAAAAGAAAAACACUGUCUCCAGAACCUAGAAACUCCUGUUCAUCGUGGCUAUUUGCUGCUGCUUCAUUCUUUCUCCUCUGGGGCUGGCUUUUCUGUGAAUCAUUGCUGUCAAAAUCAAAGCUACAUGCAAAACAGCCCUUUGCUUCUGAGUCCCCCCUCCCCCAAGUCUUCUGUGGUCAUCCACAAUUCUGCGGAGGUAUGAGACAAAAUCUUCAGGUUUUCCCCAUUGGGCCUCUAUUUUCUUUUCCUCUCUAGUGCCUGGGAUUGAGCCCAGGGGCCUCUACCACUGAGCUAUGUCCAUAGGAUCUCACUCAUUAAGUUGCUAAGGCUGGCCUAGAACUUAAUCCUACCUCAGCCCUCAAAUUGCUGAGUUCAUGGAAGUGUGCCACAGUGCCCAGCUCCCAUCAGUCUUCUAGCAACUCUAACCCACUCACUCGUUCUAUUAUUGACCAAGGAUAGCUCAUUAAGUGCCAUUGGUGAUGUAACUUUAUAUUACUUUAUUGUGUGCUGGUGAUAAGAUGAAACAGAAGUAACCAAGAUAAUAAACUUUUAAGAAAAAUUUUUAUUGUUUUGAGUGUGUUAGUAUACAAUAGCUUAGUUUUAAAGAACUUUGAACUUAAAUAUGUAUUUCAGGUUGAGUAUCCUUUGAUAUGUUGCACAGGUAGUUAUAUUUUUUAACAUCCUUCCUUUUGAAAAUGAGUUGUGGAUCUGAGGAACAAAAUGUCCUGUUAAUUAGAGUCUAAAUGUGGCACACAAUGUCAGCAAUGCCUAUUUAAGAAAUAAUGUUCUGGUCAUGUGAGUUUAUAUCAAGUGAAAAGGCUACUUGGUUUAAAUUAAAAUUAUGGAUCUUAAA